Molecule: messenger RNA, 762 nt
Organism: Juglans microcarpa x Juglans regia
Lineage: Eukaryota; Viridiplantae; Streptophyta; Magnoliopsida; Fagales; Juglandaceae
Exons: 1
Coding region: 1-762 (253 amino acids)
Source: RefSeq, a predicted model, not a curated record
AUGGGUACCCCCAUGAUGUCCAAAACAAAGGGUCUCACUAGUGAUAUUCCCUUCCCUGACCCUGGUCAUUGUCAUUGCAUUGUUGGUGCCCUUCAAUAUCUUACUCUCACUCAUCCCGACUUAGCAUUUUGUGUCAACAUUGUCUCACAAUUUAUGCACUCACCCACCAUUGCUCAUUACAAAAUGGUAAAAUGCAUUCUUUGGUAUUUACAUGGUACAGUUGAUCUUGGUAUGCAUUUUACUUCACAAUCUAUACUUGAUCUUUAUGCCUUUUUUGAUAUAGAUUGGGCUGGUUGUCCUCAAACUGGUCGCUCUACAACUGACUAUUGUGUGUUCUUGGGCAGCAACUGCAUCUCCUGGUCCACUAAGAAACAACACAUUGUCUCGCGCUCCAGCUCCAAAGUUGAGUAUCGUGCUAUGGCCCACACCGCUGCGGAACUUACAUGGAUCUCCAUUUUGCUUAGUGAUCUUGGUGUUCAACUCUCAUCACCACCCAUCCUCUUCUGUGAUAAUUUAAGUGCUCUUUAUAUGACUGUCAAUCCUGUUUUCUAUGCUCGUAGCAAACAUAUUGAGAUUGACUACCACUAUGUACGAGAACACGUUGCUCUUGGUCUUCUUGAAACACGGCAUGUCUGGCCUCUCUUCUACUUGCGGAUAUUUUUACCAAACCUCUUGGUCGUCCUGCCCUUUAUUCUCUACGUUCCAAACUUAGCCUUCUACCUCAGCACAGUUUGCGGGGGCAUAUUGAAGAUAAUCCCAUAG